GAAAGUCAGCUGACUGCAGAAUUUAGGUGUAGAGGUGAUGAAAGAGAAGUGCUACCCUAAGGUUUUAUAAAAAAAAUAAAACCUAAUUUAUAAUACAUAAAAAUGUCAGGAAAAGACAAACUUGCAAUCUUUCCCUCUAGAGGGGCUCAAAUGUUAAUGAAGGCUCGUUUAAAAGGUGCACAAAAAGGCCAUAGUUUACUGAAAAAGAAGGCUGAUGCCCUGCAAAUGAGGUUUCGUAUGAUUCUUCAUAAAAUUAUAGAGACAAAAACUCUUAUGGGAGAAGUUAUGAAAGAAGCUGCAUUUUCACUUGCUGAAGCCAAGUUUACAACAGGAGAUUUUAAUCAGGUCGUUUUGCAAAAUGUUACAAAAGCACAAAUCAAAAUUAAAACAAAGAAAGAUAAUGUAGCAGGUGUUACAUUGCCUGUUUUUGAGAGCUACCAGGAUGGCUCUGACACAUAUGAACUUGCUGGAUUAGCCCGAGGAGGUCAGCAAUUAGCUAAACUCAAGAAAAACUACCAGAGUGCCAUUAAAUUGCUAGUAGAAUUGGCCUCACUUCAAACUUCAUUUAUCACUUUGGAUGAAGUUAUUAAAAUAACAAACAGAAGAGUAAAUGCCAUUGAGCAUGUUAUCAUUCCACGUAUUGAACGUACAUUAGCGUACAUUACAUCUGAGUUAGAUGAGUUGGAAAGAGAAGAAUUCUACCGUCUGAAAAAAAUCCAGGACAAGAAAAAAGCUGCAAAGGCAAUAAAGGAAGCAUUCGCUGCGGAAAAUAAGUUGAACGAACGAAACCAACAACAACCUGUUAAUCUCUUGGAAGAAGGAGAUGAAGAUUUGUUGUUUUAAAUAGAAAUUGUUGCUUUUACAGUUGGACAGUAUUUGCAUAUUAUAGAUACUCGUUAGUUAUCAUCUGUAAAUAAUGGUUAUUAUUUUUCUUUAUCUUAUUCUAAGCUUGGUGGAAGUGAUUGAAUGUUAAAUGAAAUUCACUGUUCAUAGUAUGUUAUCCUCAUAUAACGAAUAUGUAUUCCAAGUCGCAAUAAAAAACUUUUAAGUGGUUA
Molecule: messenger RNA, 1055 nt
Organism: Agrilus planipennis (emerald ash borer)
Lineage: Eukaryota; Metazoa; Arthropoda; Insecta; Coleoptera; Buprestidae
Product: V-type proton ATPase subunit D
Exons: 5
Coding region: 103-843 (246 amino acids)
Cellular component (GO): proton-transporting V-type ATPase complex
Molecular function (GO): proton-transporting ATPase activity, rotational mechanism
Source: RefSeq, a predicted model, not a curated record